This is a messenger RNA of Alternaria arborescens, 528 nucleotides long. RefSeq lists its product as hypothetical. The record is from RefSeq and is a predicted model, not a curated record. Bases 1 to 528 code for a protein of 175 amino acids. Lineage: Eukaryota; Fungi; Ascomycota; Dothideomycetes; Pleosporales; Pleosporaceae. The transcript has a single exon.
AUGUUAUCCGAACCGCUCGCAAUCUCAGUCGCGUCGAUCAGGGCUACCUUUUUGUCAGGGCAGCGUUUGGAAGCGUUUGUGGGUGAACAGCAUGAUGUCUCGGCCCCGAUAGUUGCGCAUGCCUGGGGUGAAGAGGUGCAGCAAGAUGCUCUCGAUGUUUUCGUAGUCGUGCCCGCGCAAUCACUCCGCCCAGGUUCGCAACAGCUACUGGCACAGGUGUCUGCAGGGACACUGUACCCAUCGUCUGCGCAGCAGCCAUCCGUAGCGUCGGCACUGCAAGCAGGUUCAGGAUCAGCCUUAGUCGAACUGCUGCUGCUGUCGCCGUAUGCCUUGAUUUCCGUUUCGAGCGGCGUAGGUGAUUUGCAACAUGGGGUUGCUGGCUUCGGCUUCACGAAUCCUGACGGCGAACAGCAUGAGCUGGUAAGCUUUGGCUUCACAGAUUCUGGUGACGAACAGCAGGAGUUGGGUGCCUCCUGCUUUUUGGGUGUUGAUGAAGAACAGGAAGAUUCAGAUGCUCUCGACUUCUGA